UUCACGAAUUUUGCAACAGUUGCAAAGCAGCUUUUCCUGCUGAACGCAGCCAUUGUUGUCUUUGCGCUUUGGUUUUCUGCCCACUGAUUUUUGAAUAUUUGAUUUGUAUCUUCUAUUAAGAAAACGGUUAAAUCUCUGUACAUAUACUGCGUAAAAUUUGAAACACCUGUCAAAAUGGAAAUAAUGGAUAUACAAACCAAUUCGGGGCACGCACACAAUGAGACUCAUUCGAUCGACACAUUCUUCGCUGAAACGGAGAUUUUUAUAAUCGGUGCUACUGGUUUCUUAGGGAAAGCCCUUCUAGAAAAGUUGUUGCGCUCGUGUCAUUGUGUGGCCACAAUUUUCGUUCUAAUUCGUCCAAAAAGAAAUCAGUCUAUCGAAGAACGCUUCAGGAAAUUAUUGGAAAAUCCUAUUUUCGAUAGAAUACGAACGGAAUGUCCUAGCGUCUUAAAUAAGAUAUUUCCUGUGAAGGGCGAUUUGGGCAUGCCGGAGUUGGGACUUCAGCUUAAAGACAAGGAAAUGUUAAUACAGCGAGUUAACAUUGUUUUUCAUAUUGCGGCCACCGUACGUUUUAAUGAGCCAUUGAAAAUAGCCGUUAAUAUAAACACAAGGGCCACAGAUCGUAUGCUAGAUUUGUGCAGACACAUGACGAACCUUAUUAGCGUUAUUUACGUUAGCACGGCUUACAGUAACGCCGAUCGACGAGAAAUUAAGGAAUCGAUAUAUACCACAAAGAUAAAGCCGUACACAGUAAUUGAUAUGUGCGAAAAUUUGGAUGAUGAGGCGAUGAAAAUAAUAGAGAAGACACUGAUCGGUAAUCAUCCAAAUAUUUAUACGUUGACCAAAGGUUUGGCAGAGCAGAUUGUACUGUCCAAGGGGAUCGGCUUACCAAUCGCGAUCGUACGACCGAGUAUAAUUUGCGCUGCAUAUCAAGAACCGUUUCCAGGAUGGAUAGAUAAUGUUAACGGUGUUACAGGUAUAAUGACGGAGACAAGUAGAGGUACUGUUAGGAGCCUCAUAGGUAAUGCAAAUUUAGUAGUAGACAUUAUACCUCUCGACUUUGUUGUCAAUACGUUAAUAUGCGCGUCUUGGCAUAACGCUGUGCAACGUUCCGAUACCGUAAAGAUUUAUAAUUGCACUAGCAGUUCACUGCAUCCGAUCACAUCGAGUGAAUUUAGAUAUCUUACCCACAAGUACGCUAUAAAAUUCCCAUCGAAAUACGUGAUGUGGUAUCCAAACUGUACGCUUAGGACAAAUAGAUUCAUUCACACUAUCAUAGUAGUUAUGUUGCACUUCUUACCUGCAUUUAUCUUAGAUCUUAUAUUAAGGAUCCAAGGUUGCAAACCUAUAAUGAUGAAAAUUGCUAAACGUUUCGACCGCGGUGCUAAAAGCACAGAAUUCUUCAGGACGAAGGAAUGGAAAUUCUACGCUGAUAACAUGAUGAAACUAAUAAAAUUUGUGAGAGCGUCGGGGAAUUGUAACGAUUUCAGUGUAGAUAUCAGAAAUUUAGAUUGGGAUGCGUAUUUACAUCACUAUAUGUUAGGAAUUAGAAAAUAUAUUUUGCAAGACAAUCCAGAUACGUUAAAUAACUCCCGAAAACGUUUAUCGAGAUUGUACUGGAUAGAUAAAUUAACCAAAAUCGUAUUAUUAGUAAUGAUCCUAUUUGUCUUUUGGCGUUAUAUCUCAAUUAUAUGA
Molecule: messenger RNA, 1695 nt
Organism: Camponotus floridanus (Florida carpenter ant)
Lineage: Eukaryota; Metazoa; Arthropoda; Insecta; Hymenoptera; Formicidae
Product: putative fatty acyl-CoA reductase CG5065
Exons: 8
Coding region: 175-1695 (506 amino acids)
Biological process (GO): long-chain fatty-acyl-CoA metabolic process
Cellular component (GO): peroxisome
Molecular function (GO): alcohol-forming very long-chain fatty acyl-CoA reductase (NADP+) activity
Source: RefSeq, a predicted model, not a curated record